Gadus chalcogrammus (walleye pollock) is the source of this 2087-nucleotide messenger RNA. It is a transcript of the gene eral1, whose product is annotated as Era-like 12S mitochondrial rRNA chaperone 1. Gene Ontology annotation, cellular component: mitochondrial matrix. The transcript has 11 exons. Gene Ontology annotation, biological process: ribosomal small subunit assembly. Gene Ontology annotation, molecular function: GTP binding; ribosomal small subunit binding; rRNA binding. Bases 162 to 1691 code for a protein of 509 amino acids. The record is from RefSeq and is a predicted model, not a curated record. Lineage: Eukaryota; Metazoa; Chordata; Actinopteri; Gadiformes; Gadidae.
UUUCUACGCGGACGCUCUUGAUAAGCGUCGAGAAUUCCUCUGUCAUACCAACAUGUCUGCGUCCUUUGGAUAACGUGAAUGUAAACAUGCCCGUGACUAUAAACCUUAAAAAUCCUACCCUGAUUUGAGCUUUCGUACAGAAUCAGUCGCGAUCAAGCGGAAUGGCCCUCCGUGCGUGCAGCUGGGCUGUAAGAAAUUCAGUCUGCGCCUCAAGGUUGUCUGUCCUGUCAGGUCGACACGAACAUGCGUUGCUUUUCCUCAGAACGGGCAUUGCAGCUCACAGCCGGCGGACGAAUGGACUGAGCUUCACCCCUGUCUGUUUUAUUACGUCUGAUGCAUUUUUGAACAGACUAGCAAAAGGCAAAGUGGCAGAGCAAGAUGACAGCGGAUAUCACCACCCAACCUCAGUUCCGCCCCACCACGGCGAACAACUAUCUCUGUUAAUGAGAGAACCGGAUCAACCCGAGACCUCAAGGGUUCUGAAAGUGGCCAUAGUGGGUUCCCCAAACGCUGGGAAGUCCACUCUAUCUAACCAGCUGCUUGGCAGAAAGGUCUUUGCUGUGUCCAAGAAAGUACACACGACACGGUCGAAAACCCUCGGUGUACUGACCGAGGAUGACACGCAAAUAAUUCUGCUAGACACACCAGGUCUCACCACUGCAUCGAAGGUUAAAAGACACAACCUGGAGAGCUCCCUGCUGUCAGAUCCCUGGAGCACCGUGAAGGAAGCCGACCUGAUGCUGGUCAUGGUGGAUGUGGCAGACAAAUGGGCCUGCGAGAAGCUGGACCUGGAGGUGCUGAAGGUCCUGGCUAAGCACCCGGAAGUCCCCGCAGUGCUGGUGCUCAAUAAGACGGACCUGGUCAAGAACAAAGUCAAGCUGCUGGACGUGACGGCCCACCUGACGUGUGGCGUGGUGAACGGCCAGAAGCUGCAGGUCAGGAGGGUGGUCCGACCGCGCCGGGCUGCGGCCGGGACCCCCGCAGAGGCCGCGCCGCCCCCGCCCGCCGAGUCCGCCCCCCGAGACACGCCCCAGGGCGAGUCUCCGUCCGUGGGCAGCGACGCCAGCCCGGCCAGGACCCCGAGCCAGGAGCCACUGAGCCAGGAGCCACUGAGCCAGGGGCCACUGAGCCAGGAGCCACUGAGCCAGGAGCCACUGAGCCAGGAGCCACUGAGCCAGGGGCCACUGAGCCAGGGGCCACUGAGCCAGGGGCCACUGAGCCAGGGGCCACUGAGCCAGGAGCCACUGGGGCCGCUGAAGAGCCGGCAGGGCUGGCCCCAUUUCAGGGACGUCUUCAUGGUGUCCUCCGUGGACCAGGAGGACGUGGACGCGCUGAAGCGGUACUUGGUGGUGGAGGCCAAGGCCGGACCCUGGCACUACCACAGUGAGGUUCUGACCGACCAGACCCCUGAAGAGGUCUGCGCCAACAUAGUCCGAGAGAAGCUUCUGGAGAACCUGCGCCAGGAAGUGCCCUACACCAUGACUCAGUCCAUUGAGUUCUGGAGCGAAAAUGAAAAUGGAGAGCUGGACAUUGCAGUGAAACUUUACGUCAAGAAAGAAGCACACAUGAAGAUGGUGAUUGGCACGGCGGGCCAGAUGGUGGCACGUAUCGCCCGCGAGGCGGGACAGGACAUGAGCAACAUCUUCCUGAGGGAGGUCCGACUGAGGCUCUCCGUCAAGCUGAAGAACUGAAGAGCCAGAGACACAUCCAAAUGAUUUAGAGACCGUUAAGAGAUGGGUGGGGGAGAGGGGUGGGGGGGGGGGGCGUCCUUGGAGUGGAGGGACAACCUUCAGUGUUUCCUUUAUCUGAAAACCGACAGCACGGACCCUACAAUAGAUGUGACAGGGAUGAUGUGUCCUGCAAACUCAUAAAACCACCCGUUAUAUUUUAUUAACUUGAAUCCAUGCGAACCCGAUGAACUGCUUAUGUAAUGUAACGUGGCGCCAUUUAAGAAAAUGUUUGAGUCUAUUUAUACGUGUAAGUAUGUGCUGUAAUUAUGUGUUAAAGAGUCAGUUGAUAAUUUCAGUUGAAUAAAUUGCACAUAAUAAAAAAAAAAUCAUGUUUUGGAAAUAUCUCUGGCUUUAUAU